AGCUGCCCUGUCCUAUAAGCGCCCUGGUGGCCAAGCGCGCGAGGUGCCACACCCCGCCCGGUGUCUCCUGGGAUGUGAGGAGGAAGUGGCGGCCCAGUCAGACGGGCCUGUGGAGCUGCCGCCAGCUCAGGCGGGGUGAGCUGAGCGCGCUGGUGCGGCAACUCGGCGCCCGGAGAAGCUGGGCAGCAGGGGAAGUCCGGCCCCGCCAGCCCCCCAGGAGCCCUGAGCUGGAAGCAGGAGAUGCGCGUGCGGAGGGGUGGGCAGAGGCGCCUGGGCGCGAGGAAUAAUCUUCUUGAUUUGCCAGGAUGACCAGUCAAAAGAAAAGAAAAGAUAUGGAACCUGCCUGUACUUGGAGUUUAUUAUCUGAACAGAAAGCUGCUUCAAAUUCUCAGUCUCCAUCUUCAUGGAAAGAAUUCAGAGAUUACCAGGAAAUGUUUAGAAAACAUCUAAAAGAAAAAUACCUAAACAUAGGAGCCCAUAAAUGUUAUCACCAUGGCAAACAUAUAGAGUCACGACUGCUUGUUGUAAAAGAACAUGGUAUAUCAGAAAAGACACCGUGUGGGAUUCCUCAACAAGAUAAUUUUAUUGAUAUGGAACACGUAUUUGAUCCUGAUGAAGAGGGCUCCAGCUCAUCCCAAACUGUGGUGCUUCAGGGAUGUGCGGGGAUUGGAAAAACAGCUGUAGUGCACAAGUUCAUGUAUGACUGGGCAGCAGGAAUGGUUACUCCAGGCAGGUUUGACUAUCUCAUCUAUGUAAACUGCAGAGAAAUAAACAGUAUUGCUAACCUUAGUGCCGCUGACCUGAUCACUAACACUUUCCAAGAUAUAGAUGGACCAAUCCUGGACGUUAUUCCUAUGUAUCCAGAGAAGCUUCUGUUCAUUCUUGAUGGAUUUCCUGAGCUUCAGUGCCCUGUAGAUAACCAGGAAGAGGAUCUUAGUGCUAAUCCCCAGGAGAAGAAGCCAGUAGAGACCCUCUUAUGUAGUUUUGUGAGGAAAAAACUGUUCCCUGAAUCUUCCCUGCUGAUAACUGCCCGGCCUACAACCAUGAAGAAGCUCCACUCUCUGUUAAAACAACAUAUCCAGGCAGAGAUUGUAUGGUUUACAGAUGCUGAAAAGAGAGCAUAUUUCUUGAGUCAGUUUUCAGGUGCUACUGUAGCAAUGAAGGUCUUUUAUGAGCUGCAACAAAAUGAAAGCCUUGACAUUAUGUCGUCUCUUCCCAUCAUCUCCUGGAUGAUCUGCAGGGUCCUGCAGUCACAGGGAGAUGGCGACAGGACUCUUAUGAGGUCACUUCAGACCGUGACUGAUGUGUAUCUGUUUUACUUCUCCAAGUGCCUUAAAACCCUUACAGGCAUCUCAGUGUGGAAGGGACAGAGUUGCCUGUGGGGCCUUUGCUCUUUGGCUGCAGAUGGACUGCAGAACCAGCAGGUCCUAUUUGAAGUCAGUGACCUCAGGAGACAUGGGAUAGGAAUAUAUGAUAUGAAUUGCACUUUUCUAAAUCACUUUUUGAAAAAAGUUAAAGGAAGUGCCAGUGUCUACACUUUCCUUCACUUCAGUUUCCAAGAGUUCUUGACUGCUGUGUUCUAUGUCCUGAAGAAUGAUAGCAACUGGAUGUUUUUUGGUCAAGUGGGAAAAACGUGGCAAGAAAUAUUCCAACAAUAUGGAAAAGGGUUUUCAUCACUAACGAUACAGUUCUUAUUUGGCCUCUUACAUAAAGGAAAGGGAAAGGCUGUGGAAACUAUUUUUGGAAGAAAAAUCUCUCCAGGACUUCGAGAAGAGUUAUUGAAGUGGACUGAGAAAGAAAUAAAGGAUAAAUCUUCUAGGUUACAGAUUGAGCCAAUGGACUUGUUUCAUUGUUUGUAUGAGAUUCAGGAAGAGGAAUAUACAAAAGGGAUAAUUGAUGAUUUACAGUCAAUUAUAUUGCUUCAACCUACCUAUACAAAAAUGGACAUUCUGGCUAUGUCAUUCUGUGUAAAAAGCAGUCACAAUCACCUGUCAGUGUCCCUGAAAUGUCAGCACCUACUUGGAUUUGAGGAGGAAGAGCGAGCCUCUGCAUUCAUACCACCAGCUUCGGCACUUAAUCAGUCCUCACAGCUGUGCAAUCUGCCAGCAUCUCGGCUACAAUUGCUCUGCCAAGCACUGUGUAAUCCAUACUGUAAAAUCAAAGACCUGAAACUGAUUUUCUGCCACCUCACAGCUUCUUGUGGUAAGGACCUCUCUUUAGUAUUUGAAACUAACCAGUAUUUGACAGAUUUGGAGUUUGUAAAAAAUACCCUGGAAGAUUCAGGAAUGAAGCUUCUGUGUGAAGGAUUAAGAAAGCCAAACUGUGUCUUACAGACAUUGAGAUUGUACCGAUGCCUUCUCUCUCCUGCUUCUUGUGGGGCACUGGCAGCUGUUCUUAGCACCAGCCAGUGGCUCACUGAUCUGGAAUUCAGUGAAACAAAAUUGGACGCUUUGGCUUUGAAAUUGCUUUGUGAAGGCUUAAAAGACCCGAAUUGCAAAUUACAGAAGCUCAAGUUGUGUGCUAGCUUUCUCCCUGAAAGCUCUGAGGUUGUUUGCAAGUACCUUGCCUCUGUUCUCAUUUGCAAUCCAAACCUCACUGAACUGGACCUGAGUGAAAAUCCCCUGGGAGACACAGGGGUGAAGUAUCUUUGUGAGGGUCUCAGACAUUCCAACUGUAAAGUGGAGAAACUAGACUUGAGCACAUGUUGCCUAACAGAUGCUAGCUGUAUGGAGCUUUCUUCCUUCUUGCAAGUGAGUCAGACGUUAAAAGAGCUAUUUGUGUUUGCCAAUACCCUAGGGGACACAGGAGUACAGCAUCUUUGUGAAGGUCUGCAGCAUACGAAGGGUAUUCUCGAGAAUCUCGUGCUUUCUGAAUGUUCCCUUUCUGCAGCUUGUUGUGAGUCCCUUUCCCAAGUCCUGAGCUCCAGCCGGAGCCUGACAAGGCUGCUUCUGAUUAAUAACAAAAUUGAAGAUUUGGGACUGAAAUUGCUGUGUGAAGGAUUAAAACAGCCUGACUGUCCAUUAAAGGAUCUGGCACUAUGGACCUGCCACCUGACUGGAGAGUGUUGUCAGGAUUUGUGCAAUGCACUCUACACCAAUGAGUACCUAAGAGACCUUGACCUCAGUGAUAAUGCUUUAGGGGACGAGGGUAUGCAGGUGCUGUGUGAAGGGCUGAAACAACCCUCCUGCAAACUGCAGACUUUGUGGUUAGCAGAAUGUCAUCUCACAGAUGCGUGCUGUGGAGCCCUUGCCUCUGUCCUCAGCAGAAACGAGAACCUAACAUUGCUAGACCUAAGCGGAAAUGACCUCAAGGAUUUUGGAGUGCAAAUGCUCUGUGAUGCACUGCUUCAGCCAAUAUGUAAACUACAGACAUUCUACAUUGACACGGAUCAUUUACAUGAAGAAACAUUCAGAAAGAUGGAAGCUUUAAAAAUGAGCAAGCCUGGAAUCACCUGGUAGUUUCUAAGGAGAGCUCCCGAAUCAGCUGCAUAUAGACCCCCCUCCAUCUGGCACCAUCUUUAACAGUUGUGCAAUAUUCUUAUUCUAAUCCUGUUAACCUUUGCUGAGGACCCUAGUGUGAAGUGAGUAGCAGUGGUUGCUAUUUCUUACAUAGAAUUAUCCACUAAAUAGAAUGUGAAAGGCAGAAGCACUUAGUUCAAAUGUCUUCAGCAAUAACAUCUUAUGUUCAUAUGUUGUGUUAUAAAAUUUACUACAUUUUCACAGAAACCCUCAAAGGUGGAAAGAUGAGGCUCAGAGAGGUUGUGACUAGCUGUAGGUCACACAGCUCCAUAGAGAAUUGGGACUGGAAUCUAGCCAGGCUUUACAAUAUCCAGGCCAGACAGGGAAACAAUAGAAAAAUGAUGUGAAUGAAUCAACUCAAAGAAACAAGAUACUUGAAAUUAUUAAAGGGCAAGAAGGGGUACACAUACAUGUUCUAUUUUAUGGUGCUGAUUUUAAGUAAAAUUAUAAUUCCCAAAAGAAAGAGAGAGGGAUGAGUUGAAUUGAUAGGGAAAGGCUUCCUGGGUAUAACUCAAUGUGGGCCCUGAGAAUGAGCAGUAUUGAGAUGAGGAAGAUCUAUUGGCUAGUGGCUGUAAGACUGCAGGCAACAGAGCUGUUUUUCUGAGCAGCUCUCCAAGAGCACCUAAAGCUCUCCAAAAGUUGACAGUAGCAUUUCUUGAGCUGCAGUAGUAUCUACAUCCUAGGCUCGUGAGGGUGCUCUCCAGUUCCCAGGCUCAGCUCCCUGUCUGAACUUUUAAUCCCUACCCCAUGUGUUUGUUCUUGUUCAUGGACUCCUAUGGGUGACUGAUCCUCAUCCCUGGCAGCAUUCUGCAUAGCCUAGCAUGGAUCCUAUAUGGCCCCAUGUUUCUCUCUCUGCCUAGCUUCCACAGAACACCAGACAAGACAAGUGGAGGGAGGGAACUCCAGGCAAAGAAAAUAGCACAAAGUCCACAAUAUAGGAAUGAAUGUGGUGUGGGAUGGAUAGAAAGAUAGGCUGACCUGAUUAAGGUGUAGAGUUGUCUCUGGAAGCUACUGGACUAGCCCUGUGAUCCUGAAAAGGUUACUUUGACCCUUACAGUUUCUAUUUUCUCAUCUGUAAAAUGGAGAUACAUUGACAUUAACCUUGCAGGGCUGUUGUUCCCAACAUGGUGCCUACCCUCACACAGUAGGUAUUAGAAUGGUAGCUGUUCGUAUUAGUUUAUAAAUGUAAGAACUCAACUGUAUAUUCUUUGAGCUCCCAGAUUUUCCUGCUGUGUGGUCAGUGUUAACUGUGCACUUGAGUGAAAUGCAUGUGCUAGAUAGAGUAAAGCUAGUGGGGGAGAGACACAUAGUGGGAAGUUACUGCAGGUGAGAGAUCCAGCUGCUUCACAUCCUCAUCCAUCAUCACAUGUUGUUCCUUGCGGCCCUGGGAGAUGGUAACUUUCAGUCAGGAGACCAGUUUGGCCUGAGAAGAAUGGUAAAGAUAGCACUUUGUUUCCAGAUUUCUCAGUUUCUCCCCCUUUAGUUAUUUAAGACUUAUGCUAAAUGUUAGCUUUACAGAGAUGAAUAUGCCUUUUCCUAUGCACAUCCCCUGCUAUCUUCUCUGACUGCCGUGGUCCCUCUGUCAGUCUAGAGAACAUCUGAUAAAACUCAGUCACAUUAAGAACUCAAAGAUAGAAUAUUGAAUGGAAGUUUGCAUAACUCUAUGUGUUUGUGUGUGUCCCAGUUAUAUACAAAAGAAUAAGUAUACAUGUAUAUGUAUCUGUCGAGAGUAUGUGUGGAAGAAUGUAUACAAGAAAUACUUAACAGGAGUUAUUUCUGUCAAGAGGAAUUUGACAAACAAGGGCAGUGAGAGAAGAGGAAAGAAACUUUUCAUUUUUAUAUAUAGCCCUCUGUUCUACUUGAUGUUUUUACCAUGUGCAUGUAUUAAUUUUAUAGUUAAUAAACUUGAUGUUAGAAAUAAAACUAACUUA
Molecule: messenger RNA, 5449 nt
Organism: Canis lupus familiaris (dog)
Lineage: Eukaryota; Metazoa; Chordata; Mammalia; Carnivora; Canidae
Product: NACHT, LRR and PYD domains-containing protein 12
Exons: 13
Coding region: 306-3458 (1050 amino acids)
Biological process (GO): cellular response to cytokine stimulus; negative regulation of inflammatory response; positive regulation of MHC class I biosynthetic process
Cellular component (GO): cytoplasm
Molecular function (GO): protein binding
Source: RefSeq, a predicted model, not a curated record